CCUGCUGUGAUUUACAGAAGUGGGUGGAGUUGAGAGUUUUUGUAAGAGAAAUUAAAAUAAAAGUAAUUUUUCAUGCUGAUUUAGCUCUUGAUUUUGAUUGGACACUGAAGCAGCAUUAAUGGAGCAAAAGGAGGAAGAUCUGAAUUCUCCCAUGAUGGAAAACAUGAACACAGAACCUGAUAAUUCUGAUUCACCAGUAAAGAGUGGUCCUGAUCCAGGUCCUGAAGAACCACAGAAUCAGCAGGAUACAUCCCAUAAUUCCAGCAGGACGGAGGAGAGCACCAGGACAGUGGUGAACCCUGACCUCACAAAUACAGAACCAGAACCGCUGAUUAAAGAAGUAAAACCACCGCUUAUUAAAACUAACCCAGUGAUUGGUGUGACAAAACACAGAAGAAUUGGGUCUCAGAAAGUUAAAUGCAGCAAUCAAACAUCAGCAUCCGCCAGCAUCUCCUCCCCGAUCACCACAACUGCACUGGAUACGAAGCGCUCUGUAAUUCUGUCUAAUGAAGAAAGGAAGGAGAUGGUGAAACAGGCCAGAGCUCUGAAAGACGAGCGCAGAGCAACGCUCGACAGCCGACACAAGUAUCUCAUCGCCAAGAUCACCAGUACUGUCUCUCUUGGAGAGACGGAGGCGGAGGAGGCGCUUAUUUCUGAUGAGAAGUUCAGCAUGAUCGAGGAUUUCUUCUCAGCCAACGGAUCAAAGAGACUGAUCUUCUACUAUCAAGCAGUGCAGCCGGCCCAUGGAAAUGGACCCUCUGGGACAGAAUCUCAGAGUGUACCCAGUGGACAGAAGAAACUAUUCAUCACUACAGGAACCACUGAGAGUCUGACUGGGGUGUGUUUGUUUUUUCUGCGCAACACCAUCAAGACCAUAACAACCAGUAACAUAUCCCAGGAGGUGAAUUUUGGGAUGCUGGAUUGUACAGAUGGAAAUCUUUUAAACAGUCUGGAGAAAUUCUUCACUGAAGUCCUGUAUCCAGCACUCAGGUCACAAGAGGACUGGGGGGUGAUGCAGGACGGACAGAGAGACUCCAAUGUUCAGGAUUUCUUCUUCUCAGUAGAUAAAUUUAUCUGCAGCCUCUCCUCAGCCAGGAGGAACACGGAGAACCUGCUGCAGUUUCAGAACAUGCUGUCAGCUCCAGACCUCAGUGACCUCCAGGAACCGGAGGACUUCACCAACGCUGUGAGUAACUCGGAGCUGGUGGAGGGUCUGGAGGCGGUUCUGCUGCGCUGGGUGAAGCAGAUCGAACAGGUUCUGGCUGAAAGUGAGCAGCUGAGGAAGGAGGCGGACGAUAUCGGGCCCUCUGAGGAGCUGCAGUACUGGAAGAGCCGCAUGAGCACCUUCAACAGCCUUUUGGAGGAAAUAAAGAAACCCCACGUCAGGAAGGUCAUUGGAGUUCUGCAGGUGGCCAAGUCCAAGAUGCUGAGUAAAUGGAAAGAACUGGAUGGAAACAUCACAAUUGUAGCCAAUGAGGCCAAAGAUAAUGUGAAGUAUCUGCACACACUAGAGAAGUUCUUCAGAGCACUGGGGAAGUGCACGCCGAGCUCUAUGUUGGAGCACAUCCCCAGCCUGCUGAACAGCAUCCGUCUGAUUCAGAACGUCUCCCGAUACUAUAACUCCUCUGAACACAUGACCUCCCUCUUCGUGAAGGUCACUAAUCAGGUGGUCAGCUCCUGCAAACUCUACCUGUGUCAGGGAGUGAGCAAAAUCUGGGACCUGGACAGGGAAGCGCUGUUGAAGAGGAUUGGGGAAUGCCUGCAGCUGAAUCAGGAAUAUCAGCAGUGUUUCCAAAGAGUCUGGAAAACACUACAGCAAACCCCAGCUGACCAACAGUUCGAGUUCAGUGAGAAUUAUAUCUUCGGGAAGUUUGACGCGUUCUGUACUCGUCUAAAGAACAUCUCAGACAUGGCCACGACUCUAGAAGCUCUCUCAGCUUUACAGCAAAUACAACUGGAGGGAAUCGAGAAAAUCCACAUCCGCUAUCAGACCAUCAUAACCAACAUCAAAUCCAAGACCUACAACGUCCUGGACCACCGCAAAGUAGAGUUUGAUAGUGAUUACUCAGAGUUCAAGGGUCAAAUCCAGGCCUUGUUUCAGUCUCUUCAGUCUCUACUGGACACCUUGUUUCAGCAGCCGCUUUCUACCGCGCAGCUGCUGGAUCUGUUGUGUAAGUUUGAGAAAGGUGUAGGUGAGCACAUGGACUUCAGUCAGAAAUACGCUGUAGUUCUGCAGCGUUUCGCUAAUGAUCUGGAUCAGGUGCGCAAACUCUACCAGAAACAGAAGGACAGUCCUCCCAUCCCACGCAACAUGCCUCCUAUAGCGGGGCGCAUCAUGUGGGCACGUCAUCUGUUCAGAAAGAUUGAGCUGCCAAUGGAAAAACUCAAAGAUAAACUGAAUGUUUUACGGGGUCCGGAGGUGAGGAAGAUAAUUCAGGCAUAUAACAGGACAGCAGCGGUUCUGGUGGAGUAUGAGCUGCUGUUUCACAGAGGCUGGAUCAGUGCAGCAGAACUGGGGCAGCAGGGAGUCAGCGCCUCACUUCUCGUCAGAAACCCGCAUACUAUGGAGAUCUGUGUGAAUUUGGACCCGAUGGUUUUGGAGGUGCUGCAGGAAAUAAAGUACAUGCAGAAACUGGGAGCUCCUGUUCCAGCAGCCAUCUUUAAAAUCUAUCCCAACAUAGCAGAGCUGAAAUAUCAUCAUAAUAAGCUGAUUGAGAUGCUGAGAGACUUUGAGGCGGCUGUAAUCAGGAUCCCGGCUCUUCUUCAGCCUCUAAUGAAGCCUUUUAUCAACCGGGUGGAAACGGCUCUUUCUCCCGGACUCACCACUCUGUCCUGGACCUCCCUCAACAUUAGCUCAUUCAUAGAUGGUGCGUAUGAAUCUCUGCGUGAGCUGGAGCAGGUGGGGAAGGUGAUCACGGAUAUCCUGGAGUGUCGGAUCGAGCGGAUUCUGGAUUUUAUGUCCUGCACUGCUCUUCUGGCUCUUCCUGAGGAGGAUCCAGUUCUUCCCAAAAACUUCCUCAGUGAUACUGAAAGCACUGUAAGAUCAGCCAGACACGCACUAAUGACUCAAAGUCAGCAGGUAGAGCGAUCAAUGUAUGAGCUCUUCGAGGAAGUGAAGAGGGGGAUGAAUCCCAGAGAGAAGGUGAACUUGGAGGACUCAUUCCAGUGUCUUCACCCUGAUGCUAAACUGAAGACUCGCUGUCAGAUUUGUCUGCCCUGUAGUUUCUACAUGACGAUGUCUCAGCUGUGCCAGAAGAACACUGAGGCGCUGGUUAAAGCUACUAAACGUUCCCUGGACUCUCUGAGGCACCGUCUCCAUGUCGUCUCCAGUCCCAAAUAUCAUUUAUCUUCCUCAUCAAGCCGUCCAGCACCACACGCUCCUCUGUUUAGGACCUCCAUCGAGCUGGCCAUCCCCAACGUCAUCUUCAGACCAAGCCUGGAGGAAAUACAGAGUAUUCUGAAUAAAGUUGUGGCUGCAGUUCUGUCCACGGCGAAGGAUAUUCCUCUUUGGAAGUUUUCUCAUCUACAACACAAGCAAUAUCAGAUAGAGCAGCAGGCAGCUCGAGAGCAGGGGGAUGAUAGCCCGGUGACCAAACAGCUGACCCUGAAGCCUCUGGACAGACAGCUAGCUGAGCAUAAAGACGUUACUAAAGCUGUGGCUCAGCUCAGCUCCAUCAUGUCCUCUCUGAAGGUGAACGCUGGAGACAUUCUGGUGGACCUGAUCCAUUUCUCCGCACUGUGGAACCAGGAUCCAGCAGAACAAGUGAAAGAAUUUUUGGACACUAAUCCAUCCCUCCCAGAGUUCAAUUCCCAGCUUUCUUAUUAUUCUGCUCUGGAAAGUAAGAUCGAGGAGAUCCCGUCCACCUGCACCUCCGGUCCCGUCCUUUACGACGUCCAGUCCCUGAAGCUGUCCCUGACUCAGGAGUGCCGGGCGUGGAAGCGGGCGUACGGCUCGGCCCUGAACCGGCGAGCCUCGGCGGACAUGCUGGAGAUCAGCUGCUUUGUGGAGGGUGUGAGCCGACAGCUCCAGAGACCCGUCUCCGACCUGGACGACGUGAGGGUGGCCAUGGCUGCUCUGAAGGAGCUCCGGGAGGCGGAGAUACGAGUCGACGCCACUGUCGGUCCGGUGGAGGAGUCGUUCGCUCUCCUGAACAAACAUGAGCUGCAGUUUAUUGAUGGAAACGCAGAGAAGAUGGACAGUUUAACAUACGGCUGGAAAAACCUCAGAGUUCUGGUGGUGCAAACACAGAACACUCUGGAGACUAUUUAUCCCAAAAUGAAGGCGGAGCUUCUGUCUGAAGUGGAAACAUUUCAGCCCGCAGUGCAGAAUUUCUACAGCGAUUAUGAUAAGAGUGGUCCGGGUGUGGUGGGGCUGAGCCCUCGUGAGGCCAGUGACAGACUUCAGAUUUAUCAGGCCCGAUUUGAUGAUCUUUGGAGGAAAUUUGUUACUUUCUCCAGUGGGGAGGAGCUGUUUGGGCUUACAGUUAAAGAGUAUCCUGUUCUCCAUCGAAUCAAAAGGGAGCUCAGCCUGCUGUCGAAGCUCUACAGUCUGUAUAACUCUGUAAUCGACACUGUUAACGGGUACAGUGAUGUACUGUGGGCUGAUCUCAACAUAGAAAAGAUCAACGGUGAACUGCAAGAUUUUCAGAACAGAAUCCGGAAGCUUCCCAAGGCUCUGAAAGAAUGGCAAGCCUUUAAUGACCUCAAGAAGACCAUUGAUGACUUCAGUGAAUCCUGUCCUCUGCUCUCUAUGAUGGCAAACAAAGCGAUGUUGCCCCGUCACUGGGAACGUUUAGCUGACAUCACAGGCCACAGAUUUGAGGUGGAUUCUGUAAAUUUUAGCCUGAAAAGUGUUUUGAGUGCUCCUCUCCUCAAAUACAAAGAAGAUAUCGAGGAUGUGUGUAUCAGUGCAGUGAAGGAGCGGGACAUCGAGGCGAAGCUGAAGGACGUGGUGGCCGAGUGGAGCAGCCACCAGUUCACUUUUGCAUCAUUUAGGAAUCGUGGAGAGCUGCUGCUGAAAGGAUCUGAUACGGUGGAGAAGGUGGUGCUGAUGGAGGACAGCCUCAUGGUUCUCAGCUCUCUCAUGAGCAACAGGUACAAUGCUCCGUUUAAAGCCUCUAUUCAGCAGUGGGUGCAGAAGCUGUCGAACAGCUCUGAGGUGAUCGAGAAAUGGCUGACGGUGCAGAACCUGUGGCUGUAUCUGGAGGCUGUGUUUGUGGGAGGGGAUAUCGCCAAGCAGCUUCCACAGGAGGCUAAGCGCUUCCAGAACAUUGAUAAGGCCUGGCAGAGGAUCAUGCAGAGGGCUCAUGAGAUACCUGGGGUGGUUCAGUGCUGUGUGGGAGAUGAGACUCUGAAUCAGCUGCUUCCUCACCUGUUGGAGCAGCUGGAGGUGUGUCAGAAAUCCCUCAGCGGAUACCUGGAGAAGAAGCGCCUCGUCUUUCCUCGGUUCUUCUUCGUAUCUGACCCGGUUCUGCUGGAGAUCCUGGGCCAGGCCUCUGACUCACACACUAUACAGGCUCAUCUGCUGAACUUGUUUGAUAAUGUGAACAGAGUUGUGUUUCAUGAGAAGAACUAUGACCAGAUCCUGAGCUUUCAGUCCCAGGAGGGGGAGACUGUGAACCUGACCGAGCCCAUUAAUGCACAGGGUAAUGUAGAGAGCUGGCUGGGUCUGCUGUUGGACGGGGUGAGGAAGACGAUUCACAGCAUCAUCAGGAAGGCUUAUAUCUCAGCCUGUGAUCCGGGGAUGAAGAUCAUCGAGUUUCAGUCCAUGUUUCCGGCUCAGAUCGGUCUGCUGGGGAUUCAGCUCAUCUGGACCAGAGACGCAGAGGAGUCCCUCAACCUCUGCAAAUCUGAUAAGAAGAUCAUGCAGACGACCAAUCAGAAAUUUCUGGAUAUUUUGAAUGAGCUGAUUGAUAUGACGACUCAUGAUCUAACCAGGAUGGAGAGAACCAAGUACGAAACCCUGAUAACCAUCCAUGUUCAUCAGAAAGACAUAUACGACGAUCUGGUAAAAAUGAACAUCCGAUCCACGUCUGAUUUCCAGUGGCAGAAACAGUCCCGGUUCUAUUUUAUAGAGGAUACAGACAGAUGCAUCAUACAGAUAACGGACGUGGAGUUUGAUUACUGUAAUGAGUAUCUGGGAUGCACUGAUAGACUGGUCAUAACUCCUCUUACUGACAGGUGUUAUAUAACGCUGGCCCAGGCUCUGGGGAUGAGUAUGGGUGGAGCUCCUGCAGGUCCUGCAGGAACAGGAAAGACAGAGACCACUAAAGACAUGGGACGCUGCCUGGGUAAAUACGUGGUGGUCUUCAACUGCUCAGAUCAGAUGGACUAUAGAGGACUGGGACGCAUUUACAAAGGUUUGGCUCAGUCGGGUGCGUGGGGCUGUUUUGAUGAGUUUAAUCGUAUUGAGCUUCCUGUUCUGUCGGUAGCGGCUCAGCAGAUCUACAUCGUCCUGCAGUGUAAAAAAAACAAGAAGCCUCAGUUCAUCUUCACUGAUGGAGACGUGGUGGACAUGGACAAGGAGUUUGGAAUCUUCCUGACUAUGAACCCAGGAUACGCUGGACGGCAGGAGCUGCCUGAGAACCUGAAGAUUCAGUUCCGCACUGUGGCCAUGAUGGUUCCGGACCGAGCGAUCAUCAUGAGAGUGAAACUGGCGAGCGCUGGAUUCAGAGACAACCAAGUUCUCAGCCGCAAGUUUUACACGCUGUAUAAACUGUGUGAGGAGCAGCUCUCCAAACAGGUUCAUUAUGACUUUGGGCUGCGCAACAUUCUCUCCGUUUUGAGGACCCUCGGAGCCGUGAAGAGAUCCAACCCCUCCGAGUCCGAGAAGACUGUGGUCAUGAGGGUGCUGAGGGACAUGAACAUCUCCAAACUGGUGGAUGAGGAUGAGCCUCUGUUUAUGAGUCUGAUUAAUGAUCUGUUUCCGGGGAUCGUAUUGGAUAAAGCUGGUUAUCCUGAUUUAGAGGCAGCUAUUGUUAAACAGGCGGAGGAGGCGGGGCUUAUCGCCCACCAACCGUGGGUCCUCAAACUGGUGCAGCUCUAUGAGACGCAGAGAGUGAGACAUGGUAUGAUGACUCUUGGUCCGAGUGGAACAGGGAAAACCACCUGCAUUCACACUCUACUGAAAGCUAUGACGGACUGCGGCACUCCUCACAAAGAGCUGAGGAUGAACCCCAAGGCCAUCACAGCUUCCCAGAUGUUCGGCACUCUGGACGUGGCCACAAACGACUGGACCGAUGGAGUGUUCUCCACACUGUGGAGAAAAACUCUGAAAGCAAAGAAAGGUGAAUACACCUGGAUUGUUCUGGAUGGUCCAGUAGAUGCAGUCUGGAUUGAGAAUCUGAACUCAGUGCUGGAUGAUAAUAAGACUCUAACGCUGGCUAACGGAGAUCGUAUCCCGAUGGCUCCGACCUGUAAAGUGGUGUUUGAGCCUCAUAAUAUCGAUAACGCCUCUCCGGCCACCGUGUCCCGUAACGGCAUGGUGUUCAUGAGCUCCUCUGUGCUGAACUGGAAGCCCAUCCUGCAGGCCUGGCUGAAGAAGCUUCCAGCCUCUCAGGCGGAGCUGAUUCUAAACUGCUUUAACCCCGUCUACCAGGAUCUGAUAAACUUCAUUUUUACUGCAGUUUCCCCCAAAAUGCAGCUGCUGGAGUGCAUGUACAUCAAACAAACCAUCGACCUUUUACAGGGUCUGUUAUCUGCAGGGGAGGAAAAGAGUCUGACGGAGAAGGUCAUUGGUCGGUUGUUUGUGUUUGCUGUGAUGUGGUCUGUUGGUGCUCUGCUGGAACUGGAGGAUCGAUCCAGGAUGGAGAUGUUCCUCAGAAAUCACCCGGCCGCUCUGGACCUGCCCAACACUCAGCAAGACCAGACCAUUUUUGAGUUUGUGGUCAACGAGGCUGGAGAAUGGGACCCGUGGUCUGUGAAGGUCCCAGAGUAUCACUAUCCUAAAGACUCAGUUCCUGAUUACUCCUCUAUUCUGGUACCGAACGUGGAUAACACCCGCACAGACUUCCUGCUGCAAACCAUCAUGAAGCAGGGAAAAGCAGUGCUGCUGAUUGGUGAACAGGGAACCGGCAAGACUGUUAUGAUCAAGGGCUACACCACCAAGUAUGACCCAGAAACACACCUGAGCAAGAGCCUGAACUUCUCCUCCGCUACGCUCCCCAGCAUGUUCCAGCAGACCAUCGAAAGCUACAUAGAUAAACGCAUGGGCAGCACGUACGGACCCCCAGCAGGGAAAAAGAUGACCGUCUUCAUCGAUGAUAUCAACAUGCCUGUAAUCAACGAGUGGGGAGACCAGAUUACGAAUGAAAUCGUUCGUCAGCUGAUGGAGCAGGGGGGAUUUUACAGUCUGGAGCGUCCGGGAGAGUUCGUCAGUGUGGUGGAUCUACAGCUGGUAGCAGCGAUGAUUCACCCGGGAGGCGGCCGAAACGACAUCCCUCAGCGCCUCAAACGCCAGUUCUGUGUGUUUAACUGCACUCUGCCCUCCAACUCCUCUAUAGAUAAGAUCUUCCACACGCUGGCGUCGGGAUAUUUCUGCUCAGAGAGAGGAUUCACUGAGAGCGUGAGCUCCCUCGCUAAAGCCCUCGUUCCCACCAUCAGGAGAGUGUGGCAGACUGUUAAAGCCAAGAUGCUGCCGUCUCCUGCGAAGUUCCACUAUAUCUUUAAUUUGCGGGAUUUGAGUAGGAUAUGGCAGGGGAUGCUCACUGUAGGAGCCGAGGUGUGCAGAGAUCCAGAGGUCCUGGUCUCGCUCUUCAGACAUGAAUGUACUCGAGUCAUCGCUGAUCGCUUUAUUGAUCAGAACGACAGAAACGUAUUCGAUGGAAUUCUGGAAAAGAUCUCCACAGAGGAGCAUGGCUCUGAUCUGGUGAAAGGAGUUGCGUGGGAGGAGUAUUUUGUGGAUUUUCUGAGAGAUGCUCCUGAGAUAACGGGAGAUGAACCUGAAGACACCGAAGUUGUGAUUCCGAAGAUCUACGAGCCGAUUCCCUCGUUCUCAGCGCUGUCAGAGCGCCUAACCCUGUUUCUGCAGCAGUAUAACGAGUCUGUGAGGGGCAGCGCCAUGGACCUGGUCUUUUUUAAGGACGCAAUGAUCCACCUGGUGAAGAUUUCCCGGAUCAUCCGCACGCCGCAGGGUAACGCUCUGCUGGUGGGAGUGGGAGGAUCUGGAAAGCAAAGUCUCACACGGUUAGCGUCGUUCAUCGCUGGUUAUCAGAGCUUCCAGAUCGUUCUGACACGUACCUACAACGCCACUAAUCUGAUGGAAGAUUUAAAGACGCUGUACCGCAUCGCAGGGCUGCAGGGAAAGGGCGUGACCUUCAUCUUCGCAGACAACGACAUUAAAGACGAGUCGUUUCUGGAGUACAUGACCAACGUGGUGGCGUCCGGCGAGGUCUCCAACCUCUUCACCCGAGACGAGAUCUCAGAAAUCACCCAGGAUCUGAUUCCCACCAUGAAGCAGCAGCAUCCUCGCCUCCCGCCCACCAUCGACAACCUGUACAGCUACUUCCUGUCCAGAGUGCGCAGUAACCUGCACGUGGUGCUGUGUUUCUCCCCGGUGGGAGAGAAGCUGGGCUCUCGCGCCGUGAAGUUCCCGGGCCUGAUCUCCGGCUGCACCGUGGACUGGUUCCAGCGAUGGCCGAAGGACGCCCUGGUCGCCGUGGCUCAGCACUUCCUGUCCGGCUAUUCCCUGCAGUGCUCCGAGGAGGUGAAGCAGAGCGUGAUCGGGACCAUGGGGACGUUUCAGGAUCUGGUGGCUCAGACCUGCACUGAGUACUUCCAGAGAUUCAGACGACAGACUUACGUCACGCCCAAAUCAUACUUAUCUUUCAUUAAAGGAUAUCAGACCAUUUAUUCAGAGAAGAUCGGCAACGUGAGAACGCUGGCAGAGCGCAUGAACACAGGUCUUGACAGACUGAAGGAAGCAGAGCAGGCAGUGAAUGAACUCUCUAAAGCUCUGGCAGUGAAGGAGAAGGAGCUGGAAGUGGCGUCUAAAAAAGCAGACGCAGUUCUUCAGGAGGUCGCGGUUAAAGCUCAGGCGGCUGAGAAGGUGAAGACACAAGUACAGAAAGUGAAAGAUAAAGCCCAGGCCAUCGUGGACGAGAUCGAGGGGGACAAGAAAAUAGCCGAGUCCAAACUGGAGGCGGCGAAACCGGCGCUAGCUGCUGCAGAGGCGGCGCUGCAGACCAUAAAGCCGGCAGAUAUCGCCACAGUGCGAAAGCUGGGAAAACCUCCACAUCUGAUCAUGAGGAUCAUGGACGCUGUGCUGCUGCUGUUCCAGCGCCGGGUCGAUUCCGUCACCAUGGACCCUGAGAGACCCUGCCUGAGACCAUCAUGGGCCGAAGCCCUCAAACUCAUGAACAACUCAGGCUUCCUCAGCAUGCUGCUCAACUUCAACAAGGAUACGAUUAAUGAGGAGAUGGUGGAGCUCCUUUUGCCGUAUCUCAGUAUGGAGGAUUAUAAUCUGGAGGCGGCGAAGAGAAUCUGUGGCAAUGUGGCCGGGCUCUGCUCCUGGACCGAGGCUAUGGCUGACUUCUUUGGCAUCAAUAAGGAAGUUCUGCCUCUGAAGGCUAACCUGAAGCUGCAGGAGGCUCGAUUAGCGGUGGCUCAGGACGAGCUGGCUAAAGCUCAGGAGCAGCUGGACGCCAAACAGAAAGAACUGGAUGAAGCUCAGGAGCUUUAUGAUGGAGCAGUGAGUGAGAAGCAGUCUCUGUUGGAGGACGCUGAAGCAUGCCGCAGAAAAAUGUCCAACGCCAUGGCUCUCAUCGACGGACUCGGGGGAGAGAAGAUUCGCUGGACAGAGAGCAGCACUGAGUUCCAGAGACAGAUCAAGCAUCUUCCAGGAGACGUGUUACUGGCUACAGGCUUCCUGUCCUACGCCGGUCCUUUUAACCAGGAGUACCGUAACCUUCUACUGCAGCAGUGGAAGAAAGAAAUGAGCGGUAAUCAUAUUCCGUACAGCCAGAGUUUUAAUCUCAUCACUAUGCUGGUGGAUAACGCGACUCUGGGUGAGUGGAACCUUCAGGGUCUUCCUAAUGAUGAUCUGUCCAUUCAGAACGGGAUCAUCGUCACGUCAGCGUCUCGCUACCCGCUUCUCAUCGACCCGCAGGGCCAGGGAAAGACCUGGAUAAAGAACCGCGAGGCUAAUCAUGACCUGCAGGUUACUUCCUUAAACCACAAGUAUUUCCGAGCUCAUAUCGAGGACUGCUUAUCUCUGGGGAAGCCGCUCCUGAUUGAAGAUGUCGGGGAAGAGCUGGAUCCUGUUCUGGAUAAUAUUUUAGAGAAGAACUUCAUCAGAUCUGGAUCCACAUAUAAAGUUAAAGUGGGGGAUAAGGAGGUGGAUGUAAUGAAGGAAUUCACUCUCUACAUAACCACUAAAAUGGCCAACCCAGCCUACAGUCCUGAGGUCAGUGCAAAAACGGCCAUCGUGGAUUUUACCGUCACAGUUAAAGGUCUGGAGGAUCAGCUGCUCGGCCGCGUCAUCCUCACAGAGAAACAGGAACUGGAGUCGGAGAGAGUGAAGAUGUUAGCGGAGGUCACGUCCAACAAGCGUAAGAUGCAGGAGCUGGAGGAUAACCUGCUCUACAGACUCACCAGCACUCAGGGAUCACUGGUGGAGGAUGAGAGUCUGAUCGAGGUGCUCAGAGUCACUAAAAGCACAGCAGAAGAGGUGAGAGAGAAGUUACUGGUCGCUGCAGAAACUGAAAUAAAGAUUAAUGAGGCCCGGGAGGAGUAUCGUCCUGUAGCGACGCGGGGGAGCAUCCUGUACUUCCUGAUCGUGGAGAUGAGUCUGGUUAAUGUCAUGUAUCAGACUUCGCUCCGGCAGUUCCUCGGGAUUUUCGACAGUUCUAUUGAAAAGUCGCCUAAAUCUCAGAUUACGUCUAAAAGGCUGAUUAACAUCAUGGAUUUUCUCACCUACGAGGUUUUCCGCUAUACGGUACGAGGCCUGUACGAAGACCACAAGUUCCUCUUCACCCUCCUCCUGACUCUGAAGAUAGACCUUCAGGCCAAGAACAUCUCUCACCCUGAGUUCCAGGCUCUUAUUAAAGGUGGAGCUUCUCUCGAUCUGAACUCAGUGGAGCCGAAACCGAGACGCUGGAUUCUGGAUAUGACCUGGCUGAACCUGGUUCACCUGUCCAGUCUGCACCCGUUCUCCAGACUCCCGUCUCAGGUCUCUCAGAACGACCGCGGCUGGAAGUCCUGGUUUGAUGAAGCGGCUCCGGAGGAAGCUCCUCUCCCUGAUGGAUAUGAGAGUCUCCUCGGCGCCUUCCAUAAACUCCUGCUGAUCCGGAGCUGGUGUCCCGAUCGCACCAUCGCUCAGGCUCGGCAUUACAUCACAGAGUCUAUAGGACAGAGAUAUGCGGAGGGGGUGAUUCUGGAUAUGGAUUCUAUGUGCACAGAAAAUGACAAGAGGACCCCAAUGACCUGCUUUCUGUCUAUGGGUUCAGAUCCUACAGAGAACAUAGAGAGACUCGCAAAAUCAAAGGGCUUCCCCUGUAGGCCCAUCUCUAUGGGGCAGGGGCAGGAGGUGCACGCGAGGAGGCUGCUGGCUCAGAGCAUGGCGGAUGGCGGUUGGCUGCUGCUGCAGAACUGCCACCUCGGUCUGGAUUUCCUAGAUGAGCUUCUGGAGACCAUCAACACCUCAGAGAACAUCGCUGAGAGCUUUAGAGUCUGGGUGACGACAGAGGUCCAUCCUAAAUUCCCCAUCAACUUCCUCCAGUCCUCAGUCAAGUUCACCAACGAGCCUCCUCAAGGUAUAAAAGCUGGUCUGAGGAGAACCUACAGCAGUAUAACUCAGGAUCAGCUAGAGAUCACCAACAUGCCCCAGUGGAGACCUCUCCUGUUCGCUGUGGCUUUCCUUCACACCACUGUUCAGGAGAGGCGUAAGUUCGGGCCGCUGGGAUGGAACAUCCCCUAUGAGUUUAACCAGGCGGAUUUCACCUCCAGUGUGCAGUUUGUGCAGAAUCACCUGGAGGACGUGGACGUAAAGCUGGGCGUGAACUGGAACUGUCUGCGCUACAUGCUCGGAGAGGUUCAGUACGGAGGGCGAGUCACUGACGACAUGGACAAGCGUCUGCUGAACACCUUCACUCGGAUUUGGUUCAGUGAGAACAUGUUUGGGGAGAAGUUCUGCUUCUACAGAGGAUACACGAUACCAAACGCCAAAACCCUACCGGAGUACCACUCUCACAUCGACGCUCUGCCACUGGUCGACACCCCCGAGGUACUGGGCCUCCAUCCUAACGCUGACAUCUCCUGUCAGACUAAUAUGGCCAGUGAGAUUCUGAGCACCAUCAUCAACAUCCAGCCGAAGGACAGCAGUGGAGGCGGAGAUGAGACCCGAGAAUCCACAGUUUUACGUUUAGCCAAUGAGAUGCUGGAGAAGCUUCCUCCAGACUAUGUAGCUCAUGAGGUAAGGACCCAUCUGCAGAAGAUGGGACUGGUCCAACCAAUGACCAUAUUUCUGCGGCAGGAGCUCGACAGGAUGCAGAACAUCAUUGGCUGUGUGCGCAGCACUCUGACCGACCUCAAACUGGCUAUUGAUGGGACUAUAAUCAUGUCGGAGGAUCUUCGGGACGCUCUGGACAGCGUGUACGACGCUCGAGUUCCAAAACUGUGGCAGAGAAGUUCGUGGGACUCGGCCACUCUUGGAUUCUGGUUUACUGAACUGCUGGAGAGAAAUCAGCAGUUCCACAGCUGGACGUUUAACGGACGACCCCAUCAGUUCUGGCUCACGGGAUUUUUCAAUCCUCAGGGUUUUUUAACAGCCAUGCGUCAGGAGACCACACGCAUGAACCUAGCGAAAGGUUGGACUCUGGACACGGUGGUGCUUCUGAACGAUGUGACGCGAAUGAUGAGGGAGGACGUGACCGGACCUCCAACAGGAGACGUGGGAGGAGUUUAUAUUUAUGGCCUCUUCUUAGAUGGUGCCGGGUGGGACAAGAGAAACUGCAAGAUUUUAGAGUCUCUUCCUAAAGUGCUGUUCACCCCUCUGCCGGUUGUGCACGUGUACGCUGUGAGCAGUGCGACAGAUCCUAAGCGUCCUCAGGGAGUCAGUCUGUAUCCCUGCCCGGUGUACAGGAAGCCCCGACGCACCGACCUCACCUUCAUCUUCACCCUCUUCCUCCGUACCGUCCAGAACCCCGACCACUGGACCCUGAGGGGGUUAGCCCUACUGUGUGACUGUAAAUAACAGUAACAAUAGUUGUUAAAGGCGUAUCUCUUUUUAAGGUCUAUUGUUUAACUGCAUUGUUAUUCAGCUGUUUUUUUUAAAUAAUGCAGUCUGAUUCAUAUAUAUAUAUGAUAGUGUAUAAUUUUGUGGCACGAAUUACACCCUAAAGUAAUCAAAGCCUUAAUUUAAAGCCGUAGUUUUUUUUUAUUAUAUAUACUUCUAACAGUACAAUAAGUCACAAAUCUAUAUAAAAGCCAAUUUUUAAUUAGUAACUUUCAGAAUCUAAAAAAAUAAUGGCCUUUUGGCCAAUGACAUUUUUGGCCAUACCCCCCAGCGCUAGAGUAGAGUGCACAUAAUUUUUAAGUGUUUUUAGUUGCAGGGUUUCCAUAUAUUUUGAUGCUGUAAGGUAAAAUGUUUUCUAGUCUAGUUCAUUUUUUUUUCACAGUUUUCGUGAAUCUUGGCAUCAUGUUCUCCUCCACCAGUCUUACACACUGCUUUUGGAUCUUGGUUUUGGUAACAAUUUGGUAAACUCAAAGAAACUCAUGAUUUUUAAGUGUUUUCUUAUUUUUCUAGAGCUGUAUAUGUUCUCUGGUGAUGGGAAAAUGCUAGUAGUAUGUUAUUAGCAACCACACAUGCUUAUAGGCUACAUUAAUAAACUAAAAUUUUAAAAGCUCAAUUAGUUUCUCAUAGUUAUAUUUCCACUUUUAAGGGUAAUUAAUGCUGGUUAUGGAUACUCUGUGUUAAUUCCUUCUGUAUUUUUGCACUGUUUUUCUCUAAAAAGCUUGUUUAUGCUCAACAUUAAAUAUGAUUAUAGAUGCAGCAUUCUAUCCGUAUCCUGUUUUUUAUUUUGUCCGUAUUUGUACACACAACAUUACGGACAGAGUCUUCUGUCCCUAUUCUGGUUUUACUUUGUCGGUAUUUGUACACAUUCCCUAAAAAGGCAUAU
Astyanax mexicanus (Mexican tetra) is the source of this 15113-nucleotide messenger RNA. It is a transcript of the gene dnah5l, whose product is annotated as dynein, axonemal, heavy chain 5 like. The record is from RefSeq and is a predicted model, not a curated record. Gene Ontology annotation, molecular function: minus-end-directed microtubule motor activity; dynein intermediate chain binding; dynein light intermediate chain binding. The coding region runs from base 119 to 14188 and encodes 4689 amino acids. Gene Ontology annotation, cellular component: dynein complex. NCBI's taxonomy places the organism in Eukaryota, Metazoa, Chordata, Actinopteri, Characiformes, Acestrorhamphidae. The transcript has 79 exons. Gene Ontology annotation, biological process: microtubule-based movement.